AUGAUGAAUAAAGUAGAUCAAAUCAUCGGUUACAAAAAGUACGAAGUGAAACUACCAAAAGAUCGACAAGUAAAGAAAAAUAAAUCAAAAGGUGGAAAUGUUGAUCAAAUAGAUACUAAGAGGGAAAAGGAUAAAAUGAGAGCUUUUGGUGAAGAAAGGAAAAAGUUCUUAGAUAAAAUGGCUAAAAACAAAAAAAAAAAUACAAGUAGAAAAGAUAGAGAGAAGCCAAAAGAAGUAGAAAAAGAAAACUACAAAAGAGAAGACAAAAGGCUAAAAGAACAGAAAAAAUUAUCACUGGCAAAAGAAUUUCGUUUCAAAGAACCGAAUUCAGAAGCCAUUAAUCAGAACACAGCAGCUGAAAAUGGUAAACCUAAACCACAGACUGGACUAGAUUUUGACAUAGACCAUCAAACCGUGUCCAAGAUCAUGAUAGAUCAGGCUAUUCAAACAUCUAGUCCUCUUAAUGUCCAACUCACGGAACUUUUCAAUGAUAACGUCCUCGACGUCUCGAAAGAUAGUCAGUUUGUCCUUCAAGACAUGGAGUUCACCUCCUGGGAACGACGCUGGUCAAACUGCAGCACGACCAGUAAUGCGACUACGGUCUCAUCAGUUCCUGAUCCCAAAUAUAAUAUCAACUACAACGACAUAACCUCCUUCAAUUCAGUAGCGCUAAUUACCGAAGAUCUUAACAUAUCUGCAUCAUCUAAUGGUCUGCAUGAGAGAGGUAAAAAGCUACUGCAGCAAGAGAUGGAAUACUCAAACAAGGUCAAAAAUGUCACCAUCGGGCUUGAAAGAUUGUGUAUGGAUGAAAAACCAGUCCCAGAUGCAGGAAUAACCAUGCAACAAGCGUCGCGCUGGUCAGAAUUCCCCACUUGUUGCGAUCAAGCUGCUAUUUAG
This is a messenger RNA of Saccharomyces cerevisiae S288C, 897 nucleotides long. It is a transcript of the gene SLZ1, whose product is annotated as Slz1p. The record is from RefSeq and is marked reviewed. Lineage: Eukaryota; Fungi; Ascomycota; Saccharomycetes; Saccharomycetales; Saccharomycetaceae. Gene Ontology annotation, cellular component: cytoplasm; nucleolus. Bases 1 to 897 code for a protein of 298 amino acids. The transcript has a single exon.